This is a messenger RNA of Auanema sp. JU1783, 3828 nucleotides long. NCBI's taxonomy places the organism in Eukaryota, Metazoa, Nematoda, Chromadorea, Rhabditida, Rhabditidae. The record is from the annotation of a GenBank genome assembly.
AUGACUUAUAGCGUUGUUUUUUCUGAGUUUUCUACCUCAAUCCUUAUUCUUCAUCUAUCCAUAUUCUUUUUGAAUGCUGAAGCUACGCCCGCUAUAUUCGACAACCAAGUUACAGACUUGCCAACAGUGAAGUGUAUGGAUGAUCAUUUGCGGCUUGUGUUCCAAACGCAGAAACCAUUCCAUGGACGCAUAUUUGUGAAAGGAAUGGUUGACAAGGAACCUUGCGAGAAACGUUUCAUAGGCAACAAGAACACGACAAUUGACUUCGAGUUAGAGAAUGGAUCAUGCAAUAUGCGAAGACAACGAAUGAACAAUGCAAACCAGAAAGGAAUUGAACAAUCUAUAACAGUCAUCAUUUCAUUUCACGAUACGUUUAUAACGAAGGUGGAUAGAGCAUUUCGCUGUACAUGCUUCUAUAUGGAAAUGAAUACCGUGGUUACACAGAGUUUAACUGUGAGUCAAUUACCGACCACUGAUUUACAAGACAAUGCUCGUUUACCUACCUGCACGUACACAGUACGCAAAGAUUCCAUUGACGGUCCUCUUGUACAAUAUGCUCGAGUAGGAGAUACAGUGUACCAUGUUUGGGAAUGCGAUAAUGAUAUGUAUUCAAUGUAUGUUCAUAGCUGUUUCGUGGAUGAUGGUUCAGGAAGCGAUCAGAAAGCUUUACUAGAUGAAUCAGGAUGUGCCAUUGACACCCUCAUCGUCCCCGAUCUACAGUACAGCUCGGGUGCAGGCAACUUAGCUUAUGCUGAGGUGAACGUGUUCAAGUUUGCUGAUAAAGUGACUACGUAUUUUCAAUGUGCUAUCACAACAUGCUUAGUUGCCGAAGGUGGAUGUGAGAAUGUCAUGCCACCAAAAUGCGGUCCGAUCCAAAAGAAAGCAUCUCGUAAGAGAAGGAAUACUGAACUAUUAACAGAGAAAUUUAACACUGUGGAUGUUGCUUCACACGGAAUCACAGUUCUCGAUUUGAUGGAUGAAACUGAUCAGCAAUUUGGCUCUAAAAAUAUCUCGAACAACAACAGUUAUGAGAAACCGAUUCAAAUGGAACCUGCUACUAGCCAUGUCUUGAAAGAAGAAAAUCUGAAAUCUCCUUCAGAUAAUUUCCCUAAGGCAAUGGAAAAACAUAUCAUUCGUCACGUUUACAAAAAUUUGAGACACCUGCCGCCUUUGAACUGGAUAUGGGCUGAUAAAACAGUUACAACUAAAUAUAUGAAAUGGCAACUGGGGUUCCAAAUAGUAUAUAAUAAUGAAAUAAUAUUGUCUCUUUAUUGCUUUCUGAGCGAUGAAAUCCUCACCCCCCGUGAUGAAUGGUGCGUUACGGCAGACGUACUAGCAACCAUUGGUGACACGAAAAUAAGUUUGAAAUAUGAAGAAAGCAGUACAUCCGUGACAAAUAUUCUAUCUAUGUCGAAAAGUGCUCUUUUGGAUAGUUCAAACUUUAUGAAUGAUGGAGAUCUUCAUAUCACAGUUGAAAUAAGUAAUGUUAAACUUCAGAAUCAGAGAGAGUGUUUGUAUACCGACUUGGACGAGGAAUAUCAUAGACAAUCGGCAGAUGUGAUACUACGAUUGGAAAACGAAGAAAUAUACUGUCAUAGUCAGUAUCUACGAUGGAACUCCAAAGUCUUCAGAAAAACUCUUGAUCAGUUGGAAAAGAACGAAACUGGAAAGCCGUACACUGUCCAAAUCACAUUGGAUUCCGACAUCCAGUUACAGCAUUUCAAGCAUUUCAUAGAGUUUCUAUACACCCACACGCCUCCAGUAUCAGAACAAAAUGUGAAAUAUAUGGCUCAUCUCGCACACAAAUAUGAAGUUGAAACUAUUCAAACUGUUUGUGGAAGGUUCCUGAGAGAAUAUACUGGUUCACAACUGUCGAGUGUUGACAUUGUUCUUUUGGCAUUUGCAACUAACUGUUGGGCUUUUAUGGGUAGUGGAGACGAAGAAAUGAUAUGGACUCACUCAUUCAUAUCAUAUUAUUUAACGUUUUGCUGUCUCUUCACUACAACGAUAGCUUUGCUGUCCGUUCAGAGAAAUGAAAUACGCGAAUACGACAAAUUGGAUGGAUUAUGGACAUUCGUCCGCGAGACAAAUAAUGGGGGCGAUAUUGGUUUAGCAAAUCAUUGGAAUACUCAGGAUUUGCGUUCAUUCAAGAAUCAUACAGUAAUGCCAGUUCCAAGCUCUUACAAUGAUAUAAUACCUGAUGCAGAACAUCGUGAUCAUAUCGGAUGGGUAUGGUAUGAGCAACGAAGUUACAUCCCUUUAAGAGAUGUUAACUCAUCUUUCCUCUUGAGAUUCGCUAGUGUUAAUUAUUAUUCUGUUGUUUUUGUGAAUGGAGAUGAGGUUGGUCGUCAUGUUGGCGGUCAUUUACCGUUUGAAUUCGAUGUUUCUAACAAAGUUAAAAUAGGCCAAGAAAAUAAGAUAACAGUAGCAGUUAACAAUACAUUAUCAUGGGACACUGUGCCACAGGCAGAUUUCAAUUACCAAAAAAGGGCUGAGCGUAACAUAAGUGACCACUUGGUUUCAAGACUACCAGAAGGAUCAUUCAAGAAUGUCGGUCUUUUCGAUUUCUUCAAUUAUGCUGGUAUUUUGCGAUCUGUGUAUCUUAUGAAGCUGCCAAGAAGUAGAAUUGACGACGUGACUAUCACUGCUGAACAUCUAGGUUCUUUUGCCUACCAAGUGAUAACGAAUCAAAACAAUGCUGAUGAAGAUAUUGUUGUUUACAUCUAUGAUGAUAACGGAACUGAAGUUUAUAAUGGGCGAGGCUUGGAAGGCAAAGGACAUGUCCCAAAUGUGACACCUUGGUGGCCAAGAGGAAUGGGUGAACCAAACUUGUACUCAAUAAAAGUUGAAUUAGUCCGAAGUUCUACUGGAGAUGUUCUCGACGUUUUUCGUGAGUCCUUCGGUUUUCGAACUGUUAGUUGGACUAACAAGCAGCUAAUGAUCAACUCUAAACCUUUUUAUUGCCUAGGAUUUGGAAUGCAUGAAGAUUUUGAAAUUCAUGGACGUGGAUACAACGAAGCUGUCAUGACAAAAGACCUUAAUUUGGUUGAGUGGAUGAACGGAAACUGUUAUCGAACCUCCCAUUACCCAUAUGCGGAGGAACGUAUGUAUGAGAACGAUCGCCGUGGUAUUGCUUGCAUUGUAGAAACGCCUGCUGUUGGUUUGAAAGGUUUCCCUAAAAAUAACAACGCUCUGCACAUGAAUAUGGUAAAAGACAUGAUUAACAGAGAUAGGAAUCAUCCCUCAGUGAUCAUGUGGAGCAUUGCUAACGAGCCACACACGGAGAAGGAUGUUUCCCGCAAUUAUUUCAAAAAUUUGGUUAACUUGGCUCGUGAAAUGGAUCCUACUCGUCCUAUUACCACCGUCUAUGGUCCUAGCAAUUUCGACAACGACCAAACGGCUGAUUUGAUGGACAUUAUUUGCGUCAACCGAUAUUAUGGCUGGUAUAUUGACAUGGGACACUUAGAUUGGGUAAACCAAUCCGUGUAUUGGGACAUAUCACUUUGGCAUCAAACAUUUAAUAAGCCAAUAAUUGUUACUGAAUAUGGCGCAGACAGCAUGCCUGGUUUGAAUCAAGAGCCAUCCGUUGAUUUCUCGGAGCAGUAUCAAAAUGAACUAAUUGAGCGAACUCAUGAGGCCUUCGAUGCACUCAGAGCGCAAGAUAUCCUUUCGGGAGAAAUGAUUUGGAAUUUUGCUGAUUUCAUGACAGGCAUGUCUACAACUCGGGCUGUCGGAAAUCACAAAGGUGUUUUUACGCGUGGUCGUCAACCCAAAAUAGCAGCUUAUACACUGAGACGAAGGUAUGGAAAACUUUUCCGACAGAACUGA